AAGGUCAUGUUCCAUUUCAUCCUGAGACACACAACUGACUCACUCUCCUGGUGUCUCUGAAGAAAUCAGUGAUCUGUUCUAACUCUUUCUGUUCUUAGGGAAGGACACAUUUUGUGUGGUGCUCUUUUAGCCACUUACCUGCUUUGAGUUUCUCCAGUGACCAGCAGUGAAGGGAAAAUAUUAGAUCAUGUCGGAGUUCUGGUUAAUUUCUGCCCCAGGAGACAAAACAAAUCUGCAGGCAUGGGAGAGAAUGAACACUGUGACAUCUAAAUCCAACCUGUCCAGCAACAGUAAAUUCCAUAUUCCAGACUUAAAGGUGGGGACACUGGAUGCUCUUGUUGGUCUGUCAGAUGAGUUGGGAAAACUUGAUACCUUUGCUGAAAGCGUAAUAAAGAAAAUAGCCCAGUACAUAGGAGAAGUUAUGGAGGACUCAAAAGAUAAAGUCCAGGAAAAUCUUCUGGCCAAUGGAGUUGACCUAAUUAGCUACUUGACACGGUUUGAGUGGGACAUGGCCAAAUACCCCAUAAAGCAGCCACUGAAGAAUAUAUCAGAAGCAUUAGCAAAGCAAGUGACUCAAAUAGAAACAGACCUGAAGACCCGAUCAGCUGCGUACAACAACAUUAAAGGAAAUUUGCAAAGCCUGGAGAAGAAAACUAUGGGAAAUCUGCUGACCCGGACCCUGGCAGACAUUGUGCACAAAGAAGACUUUGUUCUGAACUCCGAGUAUCUCAUCACGCUGCUCGUCGUGGUGCCAAAGUCAAGCUACGUACAGUGGCAGAAGACCUAUGAAUCACUCUCAGAGAUGGUAGUACCUCGCUCCACCAAAAUGAUUGCUGAGGAUGCAGAGGGAGGACUCUUCACUGUGACCCUAUUUAGAAAAGUGAUGGAUGACUUUAAGGCCAAAGCCAGGGAGAACAGGUUCAUGGUUCGAGAAUUUUAUUAUGAUGAGAAGGAACUGAAAUGCGAAAAGGAAGAGCUGAUGAAAUUAGCUUCUGACAAGAAACAACAAUAUGUACGGCCUCCCUGUGAAUUUCCAAGCAAUGCUGCUGCAGCCAAACAGGAAGUCUGUGAAGCGCCUGAGAGAUGUCCUGAACGUGGUCUUCAAACAUCUGGAUGAAGUUGCAGCAGCAAGUAUAAUGGAUCCUGGCAUGGACAUCCCUGGGUUACAACUGAGCAAUCAAGAAUAUUAUCCUUAUGUCUAUUUCAAGAUUGACCUCAGUCUUCUUGACUGCAGUUAAAGAAGAAUUGCUCAAGCUUCAUCUAUUAAUUUUCAAGACUGUCAUGUUACUGUAAGACAAUCUUUAGCUGCUGAAAGUCAAAUUAAAAUGCAGAUACUGUAGCAGGAUGAUCUUCCUACCACUUCUAGUAAUUUUUUACAGUGACUACAAUAAAAGUAAUCUCUUAUUCAUAGUUUUACAAAAACAUAUUUCAGAGGCAGAGGUACUAUGGUAGUAUUUAUUUUUUUUGGUAAAUUACAAAGAUGGAAUAUCUACUGGACUUGAAAUAAAGCAAUUUAAAAAAUA
This is a messenger RNA of Haemorhous mexicanus (house finch), 1523 nucleotides long. It is a transcript of the gene ATP6V1C2, whose product is annotated as ATPase H+ transporting V1 subunit C2. The transcript is spliced from 11 exons. The record is from RefSeq and is a predicted model, not a curated record. Bases 188 to 1117 code for a protein of 309 amino acids. Gene Ontology annotation, cellular component: lysosomal membrane; vacuolar proton-transporting V-type ATPase, V1 domain. Gene Ontology annotation, molecular function: proton-transporting ATPase activity, rotational mechanism. NCBI's taxonomy places the organism in Eukaryota, Metazoa, Chordata, Aves, Passeriformes, Fringillidae. Gene Ontology annotation, biological process: proton transmembrane transport.